UGCUGUCAAAUAAAGAUGCUGUUCAUCGGAGUGGGAGCUCUGGUUUUUGUAGCUGUCGCCUUUGGCGAUUCCUUGGAUGUCUGCUUGGAGGACAUGGGCUGUCUGCGAGGCACUUUAAUGCCAGGAUUUCAGAGUGGAGAAUUCGAGGCCUUCAUGGGCAUUCCCUUUGCCCAGCCACCAGUUGGACCGCUACGCCUUAAGAAUCCCGUGCCGGCGGCUGCCUGGGAGGGAGUACUCGAUGCUGGAAUGGCCAAGGACAGCUGCCUGCAGAGAAACUACUUUGCAAACGACAAAGAUAUUAUGGGCGUGGAGGAUUGCCUCUACCUGAAUGUCUACAGACCAAAGGAAAGAGAUGACAAUCCCAUGCCUGUGUUGGUCUACAUACAUUCGGGAGGUUUCUUUAGUGGUUCUGCCCAUCCAAUGGCCAGUGGUCCCGAAUACCUGAUGGAUACCGGAAAGGUGAUCAUGGUAACAGUAAGCUAUCGCCUUGGUCCGUUUGGAUUCCUUAGCACCGGUGAUGAGUACAUGCCCGGUAAUUUCGGACUUAAGGAUCAGCGGUUGGCCCUGCAGUGGAUCCAGAAACAUAUAGCUACAUUUGGAGGAGAUCCUCAGAUGGUCACGAUUUUUGGGCACAGUGCAGGAGGAAUAUCCGCACAUCUGCAUAUGCUAAGUCCCAAUUCCAAAGGCCUCUUUCAAAAAGCCAUGUCCUUGACUGGCACAGCAUUUAUUCCAGCCGUGAAGGUCCUUAAGGAUCCGUUGAGUCAAGCCAGGAAGUUGGCCAUUGAGAUGGGCAUCGAUCAGGCGGAGAGUCUCAGUAGCGAGGAUCUGGCCCAAGCUCUUCGAGACGGGUGUCCCAUGAAACUUCUCCUCAGUGUAGACAGCUUAAAGAUCCUUGAUGGUGUGCCUCAGCAAGACUGUGUCCCUGUUUUGGAGGACGUUGGAUCUUCGGAGGCCUUUUUGGUUGAAGAUCCCCUGAAAGCCCACCUGGCUGGUCGGAUUAACCAGGUGCCCUGGGCAAUAGGCAUCAAUUCUCGAGCUGGCGAGGGUUCCCUGACCUUGUUGCGCUCCUUCACGGAUCCUCAACGUAUGAUAGACUUCAAUGAGAAGUUCCUAGAACAUAUGGCCUUGGCGCUUAGUCUUCCCAGGGGAACUUCUCCAGAAAUGGUCAGAGAAAUACUGGAUGCAUAUAAAUUUCAGGGAGACAGUCUUAACAACGACACGAUGAUAGCUCUGGCCGAAAUCUCUGGGGAUUUUAACUUUUACUAUCCGAUUUAUGAAACAGUGUCCUCAUAUGCCAGCUAUGCCAAUCUGGCAGAGAAUCCACUGUCCAUGUAUAUCUUUGACUUUGGAGGUCUGCACUCCAUAACGCUUCUUUUCGGUGGUUCCACACAGGAGGACUUUGGAUUGGGAGCAGCUCACAUGGACGAUGGUCUGCACACCAUUAGGUUGCCAUUUCUCUACAAGGAUUUCCCCAAGGACUCGUUAGAUGCCAAAGUAGCCCAAAGACUGACUUCGCUGAUAGCAGACUUUGCCAAAACGGGGAUAUUUUAUGAAGAUGCUACCUGCAAAGCCUCGGAUUUUGAGGAUGAGAAAAUGUGCAACUAUUUACACUUCGGAGGCACCACGGAAAAAUACGAAGAACAUAUUUGGAAUAGCAUAAAACUUACAGCCUUUCCCAUAUGGAAAAAAGAUAAAAGCGAAAGUUUCAGCCCGAAGCGAUCGCAGUUGAUGGCAAGUCGCGGACUCCAGCGGACCAGGCUCUGUUUUCAGUCACUUCGUGGACCGCCGGCGAUGAUUCAACCACGGGCUCUGAUGCUGAUGCUGAUGCUGCUGCCACCGAUGCUUCUUGGCCAGCUUUCCGCUGGCCCUGGACCCUUCUCCAUGGCCUUGGCCACCGGGCCGCCAUCGCUCCAGCUCGUUGUGUGCCCGCCCAGCGUUGGCUGCCUGAAGGGCAUCCAUCGCCAGGGCUAUCAGUCCCAGCGGUUCGAGGCCUUCAUGGGCAUUCCCUAUGCCCUUCCGCCAGUUGGAGAUCUGCGAUUCAGUAACCCCAAGGUUAUGCCCAAGUUGCCGGGCGUCUACGAUGCCAGUCAGCCCAGGAUGGACUGCAUCCAGAAGAACUAUCUGCUGCCCACUCCUGUUGUCUAUGGAGAGGAGGAUUGCCUCUACCUAAACGUCUACAGACCAGAGGUCAGAAAAACGCCAUUACCUGUAAUGGUCUACAUCCAUGGCGGCGGCUUCUUUGGUGGCUCUGCAGGACCAGGAGUGUCAGGACCUGAGUACUUCAUGGACUCCGGAGAAGUGAUCCUGGUGACCAUGGCCUAUCGACUGGGACCCUUUGGAUUCCUCUCCACCCAGGAUGCUGUAAUGCCGGGAAACUUUGGCCUAAAGGAUCAGAACUUGGCCCUGCGUUGGGUGCAGCGCAACAUUCGCUCCUUUGGCGGCGAUCCCCAGAAGGUGACCAUUUUCGGACAGAGUGCCGGAGGUGUGGCCACCCACCUGCACCUGUUGAGUCCCAGAUCUCGGGGUCUCUUCCAUCGGGUGAUCAGCAUGAGUGGCACGGCCAAUGUGCCAUUUGCCAUUGCGGAACAGCCUCUGGAGCAGACUCGUCUCCUGGCGCAGUUUGCCCAGGUGCCGAAUGCCAGGAACUUAAGCACUGCCAAGUUAACCAAAGCCCUGCGCAGGGUGGACGCCACCAAACUUCUGGAUGCCGGAGAUGGCCUUAAAUUCUGGGACGUGGAUCACAUGACCAACUUUCGACCCGUGGUUGAAAGGGGAAUGGGAAACGAGGCCUUCCUGAGCGAGCAUCCCAAGGAUAUCCUGGCUCGAGGAUCACGACCUCCUAUUCCCCUGCUUUUGGGAACUGUUCCAGGGGAAGGUGCCGUGCGGGUGGUGAACAUCCUGGGCAACGAGACGCUUCGCCGGGGCUUCAACUCCCGAUUCGAUGAGCUUCUCCAAGAGCUGAUGGAGUUCCCGCCCAAAUUCAGCCAGGAUCGGCUCAACCAGAGCAUGGAACUCCUGGUGGCAGAGUACUUUCAGGGCCAGCACGAAGUCAACGAGGAAACUGUUCAGGGAUUUAUGGAUCUAAUUUCCGAUAGGGGUUUCAAGCAGCCCCUUUAUAAUACCAUUCGCGAGGAUCUCUGCCAUUCAUCGAAUCCUGUUUACCUGUACAGCUUUAACUACCGAGGACCCCUGAGUUACGCCUCUGCUUACACAUCCGCCAAUGUCAGUGGCAAAUACGGAGUGGUUCACUGUGAUGAUCUCCUCUAUCUAUUCCGUAGUCCUCUUAUUUUCCCCGACUUUGUGCGGAACUCCACGGAGGCAAAGGUAAUCCACUCCUUUGUGGAUUAUUUCGUGCACUUCGCCAAGUUUGGAAAACCGAGGAAUGUCGAGUCACUGACCCCCUGUUCCACUGAGGUGCUGCAGUCACGUCCCAACGGAAUUUGUGAUUACCAGGAAUUCUCCAAUGCGCCAGCUCCAUCAAAAGGUUUUGAGGUUAACGUGGCCAGCGAAUUCCAAACGAACAGGGUUAAACUCUGGUCCCUCAUAUUAGAUGACCAGUCAAUUGAGUCUUAAACUUGGUUUAUUGAUCAAAAUACACAUUUUUGGACCUGAAAAUACGUAGAAUAUAAAAUUAAGCCACAGUUAAUGUUUUAGGAAAAUAAACUUAAA
Messenger RNA from Drosophila elegans, 3669 nucleotides. RefSeq lists its product as uncharacterized. Bases 16 to 3573 code for a protein of 1185 amino acids. The transcript has 13 exons. NCBI's taxonomy places the organism in Eukaryota, Metazoa, Arthropoda, Insecta, Diptera, Drosophilidae. The record is from RefSeq and is a predicted model, not a curated record.